CUCAGCCAACUGAAGUGCGGCGUCCAGGUGACGCAACCAGCUGUCAGCUGUUUGUGUUUUUGCUUUAUUUUUUAGGUCUACCUCUUCAAGUUAGCCGUUCAUCUUUCCUUAAAAACACGGAAUAUAAUAACUACAUGUACGAUUCUGGGUUCAGCCGGGACACGGAAAUAAACGCGCUUCAUUAGCUUUUCUUAGAACUGAAUAACUAGCGACCCAGCUAGCGUAGCUACAUCUUAUUUGUUACCGACUGGCGGACCUUCAGCUUUGAAAACGACCUCGAAGAGGGAUCGAACCGACCCCAGGCCUCCAAUCCGGGGCGGAGGGAGGGAAGGAGGUCGCUGGGAUCGGGAUGGAGAGCAAAGAAGAGGCCGGCGGACCGGACGCGCCGGGGCUGUGCUGCGCCUCCUUCAACCAGGACACCACGUCCCUGGCUGUGGGGAAUAAGACUGGAUACCGGCUCUUCUCAGUGACCUCGGUGGAUAAACUGGACUGCGUCUAUGAAAGCGCAGAAUCCCCAGAUGUUUACAUCGUGGAGCGCCUGUUCUCCAGCAGUCUGGUGGUUGUGGUGAGCCAGGCCACUCCCCGCAGGAUGAACGUCUACCACUUCAAAAAGGGAACCGAGAUAUGCAACUACAGCUACUCCAACAACAUCCUGUCCGUCCGCCUCAACCGACAGAGGCUGGUGGUGUGUCUGGAGGAAUCAGUCUACAUCCACAACAUCAAGGACAUGAAACUCCUGAAGACUCUGCUUAGCACACCACCCAACCCCUCAGGUCUUUGUGCUCUCUCCAUUAAUCAUUCUAACUCGUACCUGGCGUACCCUGGCAGUGCCACCAUCGGAGAGAUCAUCGUCUAUGACGCCAACAACCUGAACACUGUGACCAUGAUUCCAGCUCAUGACAGCCCUGUGGCAGCCGUCACCUUCAACGCCUCGGGCACCAGGUUGGCCAGUGCCUCAGAGAGGGGCACUGUCAUAAGAGUGUUCAGCAUCCCCGAGGGCCACCGGCUGCUGGAGUUCCGCAGAGGGAUGAAGAGGUACGUCAACAUCAGCUCGCUGUCCUUCAGUCCAGACAGCCAGUUCCUCUGUGCCUCCAGCAACACAGAGACUGUGCACAUCUUUAAACUGAGGGCUACACCUCCACCUCCCCAGGAGACGUCCCCCACCUGGUCGGCGUACGUGGGGAAGGUGUUCUCCGCCGCCAGCAGCUACCUCCCGGCGCAGGUGUCCGACAUGAUGAACCAGGACCGCGCCUUCGCCACCGUGCGCCUCCACGUGUUCGGCCAGAGGAACGUCUGCGCGCUGGCCACGAUCCAGAAACUUCCGCGUCUCCUGGUGGCUUCCUCUGACGGGCAGCUCUGCGUUUACAACCUCGACCCCCACGAGGGAGGAGAGUGUGUCCUCGCCAAGAGGCACAGGCUGUUUGGCUCAGAUAAGGAGCGUGGUGCGCUGGAGGAGCCCCAGCCUGACACCGCUGCUCCUGCCCAAAGCUGCCAGUCCUACGCUGCCACCGUCGCCACCUCCGGAGCCACGCCCUCCUCUGCCACUCUGACAGGUUACUCAGAAGACGGGGGAGCGAUGAAGGGUGAGAUCAUCCCAGAGCACGAGUUUGCAGCGGGACCCGUGUGUCUGGACGACGAGAAUGAGUUUCCUCCAGUGAGCAUCCAGAAUAAAUAACCCUGUGUGUGUCAGUCAGCCAAUCAAACAACCGGCCAGUCAGUCAGCCAAUCAAACAUCCGGCUAGUCUGUCAGCCAAUCAAACAACCGGCCAGUCAGUCAGCCAAUCAAACAUCCGGCUAGUCUGUCAGCCAAUCAAACAUCCGGCUAGUCUGUCAGCCAAUCAAACAACCGGCCAGUCUGUCAGCCAGCCAAUCAAACAACCGGCCAGUCAGUCAGCCAAUCAAACAACCGGCCAGUCUGUCAGCCAGCCAAUCAAACAACCGGCCAGUCUGUCAGCCAAUCAAACAACCGGCCAGUCAGUCAGCCAAUCAAACAAACAACCAGUCACUUAAUCAACCAGCUAGCCAACCUAGAAAGCCAGUCAACCUUUGGAUACCAGUUGGAUACCAAUAGGUCGGCCGGCUAGCCAAAACAAAAAAAAAAGCAGGUCAGUCAGUCAAUCUAUAAACAACUUGGUCUGUCAGUUGGCCAACCAGAGAUCCAGUCAGUCAGUCAGUCAGUCAGUCAGUCAGUCAGUCAGCCAGAGAGGAUUCUGCACAGUGCCUGAAUGCACGGCCACUUUAAAAAAGUUUUACAAAAAAAGAACGUGAAACUCCUCCUACGAGAAAAGCACAUUUGAAUUCUUACUACUUCCCCUGCCCCACACAGAACUACACACUGUUUUAUAACCUCCGGGUCUCAGCAGAUGACAUUGAAUACGGCAGAUCCAGUUAUUCAAAGUUCAUAUUCAAAAAGGCCAUAUACAAACUGCACAUUCUGUUCCUUCUCAUAAAAAGGAAGACUUGAUCGCAGUUGAAUAUCUGGUCCUGACAAGUAGUGUCACUGCUGUAGACCUUUCUGCAAAAGUGCACAAACAAUUAGUGUGCCCUUUCCAACAUUCUCCCCGCAUACAAACAGUACAGUCUCUUUAUAAUGACACAGCCCUAUUCUGUCCCUAUUGAUACAUGUUAAACCGUAUGAUGCAUAAAAUACCUGCAUAACACAUUUGCGUUCGAUCCGCUAGGAUACACCGCUAGGACCCACCGCUAGGAGACACCGCUAGGAUACACCGCUAGGAUACACCGCUAGGACCCACCGCUAGGAUACACUGCUAGGAUACACCGCUAGGAUGCACCGCUAGGAUACACCGCUAGGAUACACCGCUAGGAUACACCGCUAGGAUGCACCGCUAGGAUGCACCGCUAGGAUGCACCGCUAGGAUACACCGCUAGGAUACACCGCUAGGAUACACUGCUAGGAUGCACCGCUAGGAUACACCGCUAGGAUACACCGCUAGGAUACACCGCUAGGAUACACCACUAGAAUACACACAGAGCGAGAUAAGAAACCCACACAGCUAGGUUUGAGCUCCUUCUGAAACAGGAAGGGGAAACUACAGUCACCUGACAGGAAGGGGAAGUGAGCAAGCCCCUGGGGGUGUGGCUUCCCUUUAGACAUGAGCACAGAGCCGGAUCAGUUUCCUGACCUCCAAAAAAAAAAAAAAAAACAGGGAUGCAGCCACAUGACCGCUAAGGGUCAUUCUCUCUCAAACUGCCAUUGACUGCUUUCCAAGCAGAUCCACAUUAUAGUGUUGAUGUAUCACACAACAGUCAGUUCACCUGACAGAUUCAAACUGUGAUAUCGGGAUUAGUCCCAUACCUUCUCUUAGAGCCUUUUGAAUUAUGUAUUAUUACUGCGGCAUACGCACUCACAUACACAAACAGCACUACAUUUCUUUGACAGUGUGAAUUCAGCAGGAACUCAUUAAAGGCAGUGCAAUGCCUUGCUUAUUUCACUGGUGUUUUUAGAAGGAUUGGCUUAAAGCUUUGCAGAGAAUAGGGCCCUAUUCAUAUUAUCUCACUUAAGUGGGGGAAUCAAUUUUGUCAUUUGUCCUUUUAAAAUUAAAAACAUGUUAAAGAGCAGUAAAACAAUGUGCUUCUUUGAUGUCUUUGCAGUUUGACCAUUUAGAUUUUUAGGUAUUAAUGAAUAAAACUCCCUCAAUUCUGUAUGAGCGGCCGUAGGUCAGCUUGCCUCAUUAUUUUGUGGUGUGGCCCCCUUGGCUGCACUUCUCUCUUUAGUCACUAGGGGGAGCUGUGAGAUUUCAGUGUGAAUCUCAAUGCUUCUCCCCUCCCAGUGAUCUGAAGUUGUAAUUAAUCUCAGUGUAGUACUGUGUAGAUCCCCGGACAAAACAUUAAGACAAAAGUCAAGUAAUAAGUGAAGUAACAAUACUUUUGUCUCUGCAUCAAACAAUGUGACAAACUAACAUUUAAAAAUUGUUGAUCAACAGCAAAAACAUAUUUUUUUCAAACUGUCAGUACCCUAUAACGUCAAAUAAUCACUGCACAGAAAGCAAAGUUUUUAAAAUAAAAGCCACAGCACUUACAUGGGAUUUAUGACAAAGGCUGCUGUCUAAUAAAGGCACACCGAUUUGUUCUCAUUUCCAAAUUCUUAUUACUCCUUUAACUUAACCAAACGGGUCAGGGAAAAAAAAAUGAAUUCCAGUCCCGCAAGUUUACCCAGAUGAGAAAGCCCUCUUGACUGUCAGUGCUGUAUGGUAUGAAAUGCUCUCAGUCUGUCCAUUAUCACUGUGCGUCGUGGCAACGGAAGCAAUGAAGCUGUGUUUUGGCUUUUGGUAGAUAAAUUGGUGCCGUGACGGGACGGGGACUGGCAAAGGCCGGCGUGCGUGAGCGAGCGAGCGAGCGAACGAGUCAGGUGGAGCACAGGUGCACAGGUGGAGACCAGAUGGGGGAGGCUACACCUGUAGCCAGAAGAUUGGCUACGCAUGAGCCAGGACACUUACACAUUUCAGGGUGCUAACUAUCGUUUAACAAAAAACUAAACAAAAAAAAAAACGGAAGAAAAUUAGUUUUCAUUGAAAAGUCAGGAUUGGGUCUAUUUUGCUCAACUCCUUAAGAGAGUGUUAUACAAGUUAGGUGCAUGACUGAACUUUAACAUAGCCACGUUUUAACAUAUACUUGACCAAUAUCUUCUUAAAGGAAAUAUUGUUUUUAUUAUCAUUAUGGUAUCGAACCUUGAAAUAAGGAAUUUAACUAUUUUUAUGGGUUUUUUUUUUUUUGGUUUUUUUUUUUGUUAGUUAUCUUGAUUUUGGAUACAUGCCUAUUGUAUGUGUACUCCUCUUGUAUACCAAGUUGGUAAAUUGUUUUGUAUGUGCCUAUAAUAUCAUUUGUAACCAAAGUUGCACAAAACCCAAAAAAAAAAAGAAAUAAGUAGAAAUUGCAAUGGUAAUAAAAUAAUGAAACAGG
This is a messenger RNA of Anguilla rostrata (American eel), 4920 nucleotides long. RefSeq names its product WD repeat domain phosphoinositide-interacting protein 1-like. NCBI's taxonomy places the organism in Eukaryota, Metazoa, Chordata, Actinopteri, Anguilliformes, Anguillidae. The transcript is spliced from 12 exons. Gene Ontology annotation, biological process: autophagy of mitochondrion; protein localization to phagophore assembly site; protein lipidation. The record is from RefSeq and is a predicted model, not a curated record. The coding region runs from base 350 to 1675 and encodes 441 amino acids. Gene Ontology annotation, cellular component: phagophore assembly site membrane; extrinsic component of membrane; cytosol. Gene Ontology annotation, molecular function: protein binding; phosphatidylinositol-3,5-bisphosphate binding; phosphatidylinositol-3-phosphate binding.